Cylicocyclus nassatus is the source of this 408-nucleotide messenger RNA. The record is from the annotation of a GenBank genome assembly. NCBI's taxonomy places the organism in Eukaryota, Metazoa, Nematoda, Chromadorea, Rhabditida, Strongylidae.
AUGAUACCGAAAGGGGAGCAGCUUGCUAAACAGCUGAGGAAGUUUGCUUCGGGAACAUCUGGCGAUCCUACGCUCCAUGACAUGCUGGGCACGUUCUCAGAAACGGAGCGGCUAAAGCCAGAAGAAUCAUGGUAUUGCAACAAAUGUCGUGAUCACGUAGAAGCUACGAAAAAUUUGGAGCUGUUCCGUUUGCCGCCCGUACUUAUAGUGCAGUUGAAAAGAUUUGUUUAUACAGAUUGGCACCUCUUCGAUGAUUCGAUCGUAUCAAAGCAAUCCCUCAGCAGUGUACAAUCUGAUGAUGCCUACUUACUCUUCUACAAACAGCGCGGCGUGCCUACGAAGUCGAUAUUCAGAAAGCACUAUUCUUGUGAUCCUACCGAAAAAGCGGAAACGGACUCCAACUCAUAG